AUGAGGAGACUUCCCUCCCCUUCGCAGGCAACAUGCCUGAGCGAAGCAAAGCUUUUGCGGAAGCUGCAGAAUCGAAUUUCUGCGAGAUCACGAGAUUUGACGCCGCUCGCAGAUUCCACGUAUUCCAAGACAGGUACGCUUAGCCAGUGCUCUCUGAGUUCACGGAACUCAUUUUCAGCCAAAUCGUCGCGACUUACAUCCGUGCGAUGCGCUGUUCCUCCGAUCGGCGUCAGUGCGGCAUUUCUGGUGUCAUGUCUCGUCGACGUCGGUCCUAUGGCUUCGGAGACUGCACAAACAACAAGAAAUGUAGCUGCGGCGCUGAGGCUCAAGCGCGAGGAGUGCCGAGACUCGGCGCGCAGCGCAGCGGAGCUGGCAGAGCGGCAGGAGGUGCAUCCGCUGACGUGUGGCGAGGUGGCGGGGCCGUGCUCCACGCAUGUCGCGCACGCCUGGGAUGCGAGCUUUCCAGAGCUUGUAGACUGCUUGGUGCGAGAUGCGGGCUCGGAUCUGGACCGGCGGUACAGCAUCGACCUCUUUGGAGCCGAGCAUCUGUCUGGACAUCUGGAAGUGGUGCCUGAAAGUGCCCCGGCGCGAAGCUCUCAGGGGUCCCAAGCAUGCAAGGGGGAGGAUCCGGUUGCAGCGGUGCAAGCUCUCGUGCACGGCGCCAAAGAAGUGCUGCUGGUGCUGGACAAAGAGCUGGCUUGCUUCUCACGGCUUUGGGUUUUGACCGAAGCCAUGAUGGCCACAGCUGCUAACAAGCUUCGAAUCUGCACAUCUGACCCACGGGGCUACGGCAGCUCUAUGGACGACAUUCUAAGAUGGGAGAGUCGUAUUGAUGCCAUCGACUGGUCCUUGGCUGAGGUCAGCCGUAAGAGCGAUGACCGGCGGCUCCGGUCCUUCAGCGAACGUGUCUGGGAUGUGCACGGCAUCGGAAACGAAAGGCUUCUGGCACAGCUCAAGGUGCAGCUGAGGAAGGAGGUGAACGGCCAGGUGCUCAUCAAGGCGGUGGAGGCUGGUGAUUGGAAGGCCAUUGACGCUGCACUGGACAGAGGUGCCUCGCUAGAGCAGCGCGAUGCAGAUGGCAACACGCUAGAAGAGCUGGCUUGCUACUACAACCACCAGGAUGUUGAAGAGAUGCUUUUCGAGAGGCGCAUGCGAAGCAAGGCCCACAAACCGCUGUCCAUGUUUUUCCGUCCAGAAGAUCUGAUGGAAAACUGUGCUGACGCCCUCCCAGAAGUCCUCUUGCCGUUCAUGACGCAGCCGAUCGAUGGCUACUCGAACGAGGUCGCGAAUGAGGACGAGGAGGACGAAGAGACCUGGCGGUAUCUGGCAAGCUUGGAGCACGAUAUGCCUUCAGGGGCUGCGGCUGCUGCUUAG
Symbiodinium natans is the source of this 1374-nucleotide messenger RNA. The record is from the annotation of a GenBank genome assembly. NCBI's taxonomy places the organism in Eukaryota, Dinophyceae, Suessiales, Symbiodiniaceae.